UAUAUGAGGGCAUGGAUAGGGCGAAAGAGGGCAUCAAAUCUAUCUAUGUAGGAGAUGAGAGCAAGUAUGGUCCCAUUUGGCAGAUCAUUGAUAAGAGAUGGCAUCAUCAGCUUCAUAGGCCCAUCCAUGCAGCAGCCUAUUAUUUGAAUCCGGCAUUCCAUUUUAGCCCUACUUUCAGGGCUGAUGCGGAGGUCCUUGAUGGGCUAUACUCAGUCAUGGAGAAGAUGGCACCUGUUGGUUGUACUCAGUCAGAUCUUAUGCGAGAGCUACAGUUGUUCUCAAAUGCACAAGGGGAGACCUUUUCUCGUCCUAUCGCCAAAGAAAGUAGGACAACUAUGAUGCCAGAUAAUUGGUGGAACUUUUUUGGCCCAACGACACCAAAUCUUCAGAAGUUGGCCAUUCGCAUCUUGAGCCAACCAUGCAGUGCAUCUGGUUGUGAGCGCAAUUGGAGUAUGUUUGAGCACAUACACUCCAAGAGGCGCAAUAGAUUAUCCGUGGAGAAGAUGAAUGAUCUUAUCUUUGUUCACUAUAACCUCCGCCUGAGAAUGAGAAAGAAUGCAUUAGCUGACAUCUCUCCUAUCAUUCUAGAUGACACUGAUUGGAUCGACCAGGUAGAUAUAGAGGCUGAGGCUGUAGCCAUGGCAGAGGAGGAGCAGAGAGCACGAGCAGAGAGAGGAGAUUCAGAGGCAGACGGUGAUAGUGACAGAGAUGGUGACAGUGACACAGAUGUUCCUGAUGUUGGUGAGCAUGGCGUGGUGUCACGAGGAGCGGCUAUGGCUGCCCAAUCAUCUAUGACCUACCUUAGAUGCCUUCGUAGGGGGGCGGGGCCUUCAUCGGAGCCGACGUCGGGGCCGGAGGGUGCAGACUCCUCUGCGCCAUAGGCUUGUAGAUGUAUUUACCUUUGUUAUUUGUAUGGAACAUUUGAUGAUGAUCAUAUGAUGACAUGGAUUUUUUAUUCCAUGAGUUUUGUAAUAUUGUAUACAUUUGACAAUAUUUAUAUAUCUAUGUUUGUUA
This is a messenger RNA of Cryptomeria japonica (Japanese cedar), 1014 nucleotides long. RefSeq lists its product as uncharacterized. Gene Ontology annotation, molecular function: protein dimerization activity. Bases 12 to 881 code for a protein of 289 amino acids. Lineage: Eukaryota; Viridiplantae; Streptophyta; Pinopsida; Cupressales; Cupressaceae. The record is from RefSeq and is a predicted model, not a curated record. The transcript has 2 exons.